CAACAAGAAUGAACCGCACCUCACCCCCCCUCUCUCUCUCGUCUCUGAAUCGUUUUCUUUGUUCUUCGGGAUCUUCUGAAAGUUAGGGUUUUCCUGCGCUCAAAGUUUUGGUAAUUCUGCUAUUUUGUGUUAGUGAAAGCAUCAAGGUUUUGUUAGAUCUCAACUGAAACUUCUCUUUGGGAAGAAACCUGCGUGAAGGACGGAGCUGAAAAGACGAUUUCCUUGUUAUUUAUAUCUGAAUAUAUGUAAUAAUUUGGAUAUAGGAUAUUUAUUCUUUUAUAUGCUUCAGUUGAGUUCUGGAACAAUCUAUGAUCUUUGUUUUCCCGUUUGUACUUGAGGUUGGUUCAUAGGGUUUGGAAAGAAUCCUCUGCGGAGGAGUGCAUGAGGGAUUUGGUUUGUUUUCUAUGUUAAAUCAAGAUUUGGAAGAGAGGAAGGCGAGAUUCUGGGCUUGUUAUCAAGAAAGAGGGUAGGUGGGGGAAAUGUGGUUGAUUUCUACGGCGAUUGGCACCUGGUUUUUGUGAAUACCUGUUUGACUGUUUCUGAACAGAAAAGGGAGCUGAAACGGGUUUUCAAUUUUGUUUUUUUUGGACGGCUGGGUUUUGAGAUUGUGAAAGAUGCAGCAAGAGCAGAGAAAGAAGAAUACAGCAGAGAUGGACUUUUUUACAGAAUAUGGUGAUGCCAAUAGAUAUAAAAUUCAGGAAGUUGUAGGGAAAGGAAGUUAUGGCCUCGUCUGCUCUGCCAUUGACGUCAAUACUGGAGAGAAAGUGGCAAUAAAGAAAAUACAUGAUAUAUUUGAGCACAUAUCAGAUGCUGCACGAAUCCUGCGUGAGAUCAAGCUGCUUAGGCUUCUUCGGCAUCCCGACAUUGUUGAAAUAAAGCAUAUUAUGUUGCCACCUUCAAGGAGGGACUUCAAAGAUAUUUAUGUUGUUUUUGAGCUCAUGGAGUCAGAUCUUCACCAAGUCAUCAAAGCUAAUGAUGAUUUGACAAGAGAGCAUUAUCAAUUUUUUCUUUAUCAGUUGUUGCGAGCAUUGAAGUAUAUUCACACAGCAAAUGUUUAUCAUCGAGAUUUGAAACCAAAGAAUAUAUUGGCUAAUGCAAAUUGCAAACUCAAAAUUUGUGACUUCGGGUUGGCAAGAGUUGCCUUCAAUGAUACUCCUACAACAAUAUUUUGGACGGACUAUGUGGCUACAAGAUGGUAUAGAGCACCAGAGCUGUGUGGCUCUUUUUUCUCCAAGUAUACACCUGCAAUUGAUAUUUGGAGCAUAGGCUGCAUCUUUGCUGAGGUAUUAACAGGAAAACCUCUGUUUCCUGGUAAAAAUGUGGUUCAUCAGUUGGAUUUGAUGACCGAUCUGCUUGGGACACCCACUUUAGAAACCGUCUCACGGAUCCGUAAUGAAAAAGCUAGGAGAUACUUGACCAGCAUGAGGAAGAAACAGCCCAUGCCAUUUUCUCAGAAGUUCCCAAAUGCAGAUCCUCAGGCACUUAAGCUAUUGGAAAGACUGUUAGCAUUUGAUCCAAAGGAUCGGCCAACUGCUGAAGAGGCACUUGCUGAUCCUUACUUCAAAGGCCUAGCAAAAGUGGAGAGGGAACCCUCUUGUCAGCCAAUAACAAAGCUAGAGUUUGAGUUUGAGCGGCGGAGGGUGACGAAGGACGACAUAAGGGAACUAAUCUUCCGGGAAAUAUUAGAAUACCAUCCCCAACUGCUGAAAGACUACAUGAAUGGAACAGAAAGGACAAGUUUUCUCUAUCCUAGUGCUGUUGAUCAAUUCAGAAAGCAGUUUGCACAUCUCGAGGAAAAUGGUGGUAAAAGUGGGCCAGUGAUUCCACUUGAAAGGAAGCAUGUUUCUCUCCCAAGAUCAACAGUUGUCCACUCAAAUACAGUACCUCCCAAGGAACAACAAAAUUUGGGUACAUACAGAGAUAGGGAAAACUCUGAGGAAGCGUGCAGUAAGAACUCAAGAGAUACAAAUGGAAUCAGUCAUAUUCCAAGGACUUUGCAGGCACCACAUCGGAUUCCAAUGGCCAAACCUGGGAAAGUUGUUGGACCAGUCAUGUCUUGUGAGAAUGGAAGCGACAUGAAAAAUGGCUAUGACUCAAAAAUGUUGAUAAGGAAUGCUGUGCUUCCUCAGGGUAUCCCUCCACCAUACUGUUACCGCAGGCCUAGCAUGAAGCAUGAAAGAUCAGUAGCGGAGGGUGAAAGGGACUUGUCACAAACCAAACCACCACCACCCCCACAAUGUGGCAUGCUGGCUAAAUUAGUCCCAGAAAUUUCCAUAGACAUGAACUCCUCUCCAUUUUAUCUAACGCGGGCAGGAGUGAUGAAGGCAGACCAAGUAGAUGAUCGAAUUGCCAUCGAUACAAACCUGCUGCAAGCUAAAUCGCAGUUUGGUGGGAUUGGUGCUGCAGCUGCCGCUGCAGUUACUCACAGAAAUGUGGGAACUGUUCAGUAUGGCAUGACAAGAAUGUACUAAAGAAAAGGACAUGGUGUGGUUUGAUGGGUACUUUCAGGGAAGAAAUGGACAGAUGUAAUGUAUGUGGGAGAGAUUACAAGGGGAUGAAGAGGCAGAAGGGGGUGGGUGGGGGGAGGGGGGGGGCGCGCUGGUGGAGAGGUUGUUGCCUCAGAGGAGGCAAGGCAAGAUGUCUUUGUUUCAUAGUUAUCUGUUAGGGAGGGAUAGAGAAUCAGUAGAGGAAAUAUACAUUCCAUCAUUUGAAAGGGCUAAAAAGAAUAGGAGAAAGGAAAGAAAGGAGAGAAAUUGUAACUUCGGUCCUCUCCAUUUAUUGUCACCAUGUACUUGUGCCAUCCCUAUGGGUUCUUGUAGAUAUUGAUGAGACAGAUAUGUGGAUGAUGAACUUGUGAAACUAAAUGACACGACCCCCUCUUAACUUCAA
Messenger RNA from Macadamia integrifolia, 2889 nucleotides. RefSeq names its product mitogen-activated protein kinase 20-like. Gene Ontology annotation, cellular component: nucleus; cytoplasm. NCBI's taxonomy places the organism in Eukaryota, Viridiplantae, Streptophyta, Magnoliopsida, Proteales, Proteaceae. The coding region runs from base 615 to 2471 and encodes 618 amino acids. Gene Ontology annotation, biological process: intracellular signal transduction; protein phosphorylation. The record is from RefSeq and is a predicted model, not a curated record. Gene Ontology annotation, molecular function: MAP kinase activity; ATP binding. The transcript has 10 exons.